Molecule: messenger RNA, 1527 nt
Organism: Nothoprocta perdicaria
Lineage: Eukaryota; Metazoa; Chordata; Aves; Tinamiformes; Tinamidae
Gene: LCK
Product: LCK proto-oncogene, Src family tyrosine kinase
Exons: 12
Coding region: 1-1527 (508 amino acids)
Biological process (GO): protein phosphorylation; B cell receptor signaling pathway; T cell differentiation
Cellular component (GO): extrinsic component of cytoplasmic side of plasma membrane
Molecular function (GO): non-membrane spanning protein tyrosine kinase activity; signaling receptor binding; ATP binding
Source: RefSeq, a predicted model, not a curated record
AUGGGCUGCUGCUGCAGCUCGGACUACGAUGACGACUGGAUCGAGAACAUCGACAUCUGCGAGCACUGCAACUACCCCAUCGAGCCCGCGGGCAAGCGGCAGGCGCUGACCCGCAACGGCUCCGAGGUGCGCGACCCGCUCGUGUCCUACGAGGCCGCGGCGCCGCCCUGCUCCCCGCUGCAAGAGAAGCUGGUGGUGGCUCUGUACAACUACGAGCCCAACCACGACGGGGACCUGGGGCUGCGGAAGGGCGAGACGCUCCGCAUCCUCAAAGAGACGGGCGAGUGGUGGAGGGCGCAGUCGCUCACCACCGGCCAGGAGGGCUUGAUCCCCUACAACUUUGUGGCCGCGGUGAACAGCCUGGAGCCGGAGCCGUGGUUCUUCAAAAACAUCAGCCGCAAGGACGCGGAGCGGCAGCUCCUGGCCUCGGGCAACACGCACGGCUCCUUCCUCAUCCGCGAGAGCGAGACAUCCAAAGGCUCCUACUCGCUGUCGGUGCGGGACUUCGACCAGAACCAGGGCGAGACGGUGAAGCACUACAAGAUCCGCAACAUGGACAACGGCGGCUACUACAUCUCGCCCCGCAUCACCUUCGGCAGCCUGCACGAGCUGGUGGAGCACUAUGCCCGCAGCGCCGACGGGCUGUGCACGCGCCUGGCGCAGCCGUGCCGCACGCAGCGGCCGCAGAAGCCCUGGUGGCAGGACGAGUGGGAGGUGCCGCGCGAGUCGCUCAAGCUGGUGGAGAAGCUGGGAGCGGGGCAGUUCGGAGAGGUCUGGAUGGGCUUCUACAACAGCCACACCAAGGUGGCCGUCAAGAGCCUGAAGCAGGGCAGCAUGUCGCCCGGGGCCUUCCUGGCCGAGGCCAACCUCAUGAAGAACCUGCAGCACCCGCGGCUCGUGCGCCUCUACGCCGUGGUCACCAAGGAGCCCAUCUACAUCAUCACCGAGUACAUGGAGAAAGGCAGCCUCGUGGACUUCCUCAAGACCCCGGAGGGAGUCAAGCUGGGCAUCACCAAGCUGCUGGACAUGGCCGCGCAGAUCGCCGAAGGGAUGGCCUUCAUCGAGGCCAAGAACUACAUCCACCGCGACCUGCGCGCCGCCAACAUCCUCGUGUCGGAGACGCUGUGCUGCAAGAUCGCCGACUUCGGGCUGGCCCGCCUCAUCGAGGACAACGAGUACACGGCUCGGGAAGGGGCAAAAUUCCCCAUCAAGUGGACGGCGCCGGAGGCCAUCAAUUACGGCACGUUCACCAUCAAGUCGGACGUGUGGUCCUUCGGCAUCCUGCUCACGGAGAUCGUCACGUACGGCCGGAUCCCGUAUCCAGGGAUGACGAACCCGGAGGUGAUCCAGAACCUGGAGCGCGGCUACCGCAUGCCGCCCCCGGAGCAGUGCCCGCCGGAGCUCUACGAACUCAUGGUGCAGUGCUGGAAGGAGCGGCCCGAGGAGCGGCCCACCUUCGAGUACAUGAAGAGCGUGCUGGAGGACUUCUUCACGGCCACCGAGGGCCAGUACCAGCAGCAGCCCUGA